AUGGCCAUCUCAUGGAAGUCGUUUGACUUCUUCGACGUCGUCCAAAUAAACAUCGCCGACGAUGAAGCCCGACAGCUCUUCGAGGGCAACGAGAUCUCGAGCGUUUGCGCAGGCUCCGAUAGUCUCUUCCUUGGAUCGUUCGAUGGAUAUGUUAGCAUAAUAAACAAGUCAUGGAAGAUUGUCAAGCGCUUCCAGGCUUACGAGGCUGGGAGCAUCACGCAUAUGCGCCAGGUCGAAGGAACAAGUCUCUUGUUGACAGUUGCGGAGGACAUGAGCAGUGAGCCUGUUCUGAAGGUGUGGGCUCUCGACAAGCUUGUUAAGAAGACCAACACACCGACAUGUCUGAGCACGGUCAUGAUCAACAAUAACCGACGGCAAUUUCCCAUAUCUGCGUUUACGGCUACUGACGAUCUUACACAAAUAGCUGUGGGAUUCACUAACGGCGCUGUUACCGUAAUUCGAGGUGAAUUGGUCCACGAUCUCGGUACGAAGCAACGAAUCGUUUUCGAAUCAGAAGAGCCUAUCACCGGUGUUGAACUCGCAUGGGAUGCGGCACAGAAGCUCACCACUCUGUUUGUUUCCACGACUUCACGAAUAUUGAAGCUCGGUUUAUCCAAAAAGGGCCAUGGAUUACCGCCCAAGACCAUCGAAGAUGCCGGAUGCGCAGUGGGCUGCAUGACGCGUGAUCCAAAUACAGACGGUGUUAUUGUUGCGCGUGAUGAUGCUAUCUACACAUACACAUUGGAUGGUCGAGGGCCACCCAAGGCGUACGAAUCGCCAAAGAGCAAGAUUGAUGUUUACAAUGAAUACGUUGCGCUUGCGUGCCCGCCAGCGAGCAGCACUGCAAAGGAUUCUGAGGCAAUGAGGCGACGCUUUGGUAAUACUACUACUAAUUCUCUAUUCAAUGCGUCUUCUUUUGUGCUGUUGGAUAUGGAUCUUCGAGUUAUCGGUCAUACAGAGACGUUGAUGUCACCUGUGGGACACUUUGUUGACAUCUGGGGUGAUUUCUUCACAGUUCUCCAAGAUGGCAAGGUUUACCGGUAUCAUGAGAAAAGCCUGCAGCAAAGACUGGAAAUGCUGUAUCAGAGGAACAUGUUUCCUCUGGCUAUCGAGCUGGCGCAAAAGUCUGGAAUGGAUAAUGAGCAGCAAAGCAUUAUUUACCGUCGAUUUGGCGAUCAUUUAUACCAGAAGGCCGACUAUGACGGCGCCAUGGUUCAGUAUAUUCGAGCCAUUGAUACGACCGAGCCAUCACAGGUCAUUCGCAAAUACCUUGAUACGCAACGCAUUCACAACCUAAUUCAAUAUCUGGAACAACUCCAUGAACAUCGAAAAGCGACUGCGGACCACACCACCCUUCUCCUCAACUGUUAUGCAAAGCUUAAAGACAUCAACAAGCUUGAAAAGUUCAUCAAGUCUCCCGGCGACCUCAAAUUUGAUCUUGAUACGGCAAUUGCUAUGUGUCGCCAAGGCGGGUACUACGAGCAGGCUGCAUAUCUUGCCAAGAAGCACGGCGAGACUGAUCUUGUGGUGGAUAUCUUGAUAGAGGACUCCAAGAACUAUGUCGAAGCGCUCGACUAUGUUUGGCGUCAAGACCCUGAUAUCAAAUACGCCCGAGUACUUAUAGAGAAUUGUCCUCAAGAUGCUACCAAGUUAUUUGUGGACUACUAUACAGGAAAUUACCGACCUCGGCGCACUUUGACGGUGCCGAACGAGAUUGAUACGCCCGCCAGUGGCGGCUUUGCAGCUGGGGCGGCCAGCGCUGUUCAGAAUUUGUCCAAUCUGCUGCCCUUACCUUACAUGAAUACAUCUUCCGUCGCAUCUCCUGGCACAGUCGGAAACACAAGGGCUGUGGUUAGCGAUGGGAACAUUAUCGUGGAUAACGACGAUAUACCUGCACCAAAGUACACCCCUCCUCAACCAAGAACCGCAUUCUCAUCAUUCAUCGACCACCCUGACGAGUUUAUCGUCUUCCUCGAAGCAUGUCUCGAAGAAAAGGAGCUCAAGUCGAGUGACCGAACAGAUCUUUACACUACCCUCUUUGAGAUGUACUUGUACAAGGCAAGCGAGAAGAAGGGACAGGAUCACAAGGAGGAAUGGGAGGCCAAGGCGAAGAAGCUCAUCCAGGGCGAUCAUGUGCCUAUGGAAAGCUCGAAUGUUCUACUCCUCUCGCAUCUUGCGGAUUUCCAAGAUGGAACCAUCCUUGUCAAGGAACAGGCAGGACUGCGUUUCGACAUUUUCAGGUCUUACACAUCAGCUAAGGACACACGAGGCGCCAUGAAGGCCCUCAGAAAGUACGGCCCCGAGGAGCCACAGUUGUAUCCAGCUGCGCUGGCAUAUCUCACUUCUGACCAAAGGGUAAUGGAGGAAGCCGGACCUGAUGAGUUGGCCAACGUGCUAAACAAGAUCGACAAAGAUGGACUCAUGGCUCCUUUGCAGGUCAUCCAAACACUAGUUGGUCAAUCUUCAGGCGGUGGCGUAGCUACCAUGGGCAUGAUCAAACCAUACCUUCACGAGACAAUCACAAGAGAGCGCAAAGAAAUUGCUACCAACCGCAACCGCAUCAACAAUCUUCGCGGCGAUACAGAAAAGCGCCGCGUGGAGCUUGCAGACCUAGGCUCCAAACCCGCCGUUUUCCAAGCAACAUGGUGCUCAGAUUGCAGCCAGCGCCUUGACCUACCAGCCGUUCACUUCCUCUGCAAGCACAGCUUCCACCAACGCUGCGUUCGAAAUGGCGGCAACGACGGCGAUUCGGAGUGUCCCAAGUGUGCACCUGAAAACGACAUGAUCCGCAAGAUGCGCGAAGGACAGAAGGAGCGGGCUGGCAAGCAUGAUCUAUUCAAGAUGGAUCUGGAGAACAGCGAAGAUCGGUUUAGUACGCUGGCGGAGUGGUUUUCUGGUGGUGUCAUGGAUGGGCAGAGUGCGGAGUGA
Messenger RNA from Fusarium subglutinans, 2928 nucleotides. Its product is annotated as vacuolar sorting PEP5. Lineage: Eukaryota; Fungi; Ascomycota; Sordariomycetes; Hypocreales; Nectriaceae. The record is from RefSeq and is a predicted model, not a curated record. Bases 1 to 2928 code for a protein of 975 amino acids. Gene Ontology annotation, cellular component: endosome; HOPS complex. The transcript has 7 exons. Gene Ontology annotation, molecular function: protein binding; protein-macromolecule adaptor activity. Gene Ontology annotation, biological process: vacuole organization; endosome organization; vesicle-mediated transport.